Molecule: messenger RNA, 2233 nt
Organism: Mugil cephalus (flathead mullet)
Lineage: Eukaryota; Metazoa; Chordata; Actinopteri; Mugiliformes; Mugilidae
Product: tumor protein D54-like
Exons: 9
Coding region: 1312-1926 (204 amino acids)
Cellular component (GO): cytoplasm
Source: RefSeq, a predicted model, not a curated record
UGAUCAAGAGUUUACCUGGUGAUUUUGGCCUGACAACAUGUACACAAGUUGACACAAACAGGUUUGAAUGGCUACUAAAGGUACCAUCCUCAUCUGCGAUCCGUUUCCUUGUAAUCAGUGUGUGUGUGUAAAAGGUCAGUGAGUUUCUGGGCUCCUGACUGACCCUCUUUCAUCCAGUGCUGCACUGAUGUUUCUGGAUUCUGAGUCAUGGAGAAAGCAAAAGUUUUGCCAAAGAAUCUGUAGAAAAAAGGGAAUUGAACAAACAACAGGAAAGAGAUAUAAAAAGAUAUCCAAGGAAUUAAGAAUGUCAAUCAGCAGUGUUCAAAACUAAUUACGAAGUGGAAAAUGAGAGUCUGUUGAAAUCAAACCAUGGUCAGGUAUACCAACAAACAUUUCAGCCACAACAGCCAAGAAAAUUGUUCAGGAUGCAGAGAAAAACCCACAAAUAACUUCAGCUGAAAUACAGGACUCACUGAAAAAAAGCGGUGUGGGUGUUUCAAGAUGCACAGUAAGGAGGGGGAAAAAUGGGCUGCAUGGUCGGCAGAAGAAAGCCAUUACUAUGCAAAGGUCACAAAGCAUCCUGAUUACAAUAUGCCAAACAGCACAGAGGCAGACCUCAAUACGUCUGGAACUAAGUCAUUUAGAGCGAUGAGAAAUAUAUCAUAUUGGAAAUAUCAUAUCAAUCAGAAAUGUAUCAAUAUCUCUUAUUGUCUGUAUGUCAUCAAUUGUUGGCAAAGUACGCAUGUGGCCAGAUAAUACAAUCCAGAGUCACGGAUGUGUUCUUGCCCUGCUCAUUUUAAAGAAGGCUCAUCUGAAGGUAACCUGUGUGGACUUAGGACAUCCAGGUGUCCCAGAAUGACACUGACAGAAUCCACAGAGUCCACCAGACAUUGUACUUCAGAGUCCAAAUGUGCAAGUCACACGUUUGAAUUUGUGGUAUUGUGACACGCCCAUGGUCUAGGAGGACGCUGAAUCUGAAGCAGCUAAAUAUUUACACCUGUGCCCCCAUUAACACGUUUAAAACAGUGCUUUGUUCACUUCGAUGUAUUCAGAUAUCUCUGUGGCAUUUCUAUAUAACAAUAAUUACAGUACUUUUUUUUUUUUUUUUUUUUUUUUUACUCUAAUGGUGUUUGUUUGUUUUGGGUGUUUUUGUGUAGUUGUUUGUAUGUUGCACGUAGACUGUCGAUGACAAAGCCAUUAAUAGCCUCGGUGAUCCCAGCUGCGCCUGCCCCCUGCUUGUCACUGAGCUGAGCUCAGGGACUCUUGGCAGAAACUAGCUUGUCAAAGCACUCCUACGUGAAAGAGGCAGAGAUGAGCCGACAAGGUUAUAGCAGUGCUUCUCCGACUGUGAGCUUCUCCACAACAAUAACAGGAAAUGGAUGCUCAUCCACAGAUCUGACAGACGAGGACAUUGACAGUCUGCGUUUUGAACUUGCAAGGACAGAGGAUGAAAUUCAGACCUUGAGGCAGGUACUUUUAACCAAAGAAAAGUAUGCAGCAGAUAUCAGGAGGCAACUGGGACUGAGCCCUCUCAGCAACAUCAAACAGAACCUGUCCAAAAGUUGGCAGGAAGUCCAGACCUCAUCACCAUAUCUUACAGCCUCCGCCACUCUGGAGGACAUCAGCCACUCCAGCGUAUAUGUGAGGACACGAGAUGGUCUCUCUCACGCAGGUCAAGUGACGACCGCAGCGCUGUCAACUGUGGGCGUGGCCAUCACCAGGAGACUGGCAGAAAUGAGAGCUCUGCCUCUUCCAAGCCCACCACGCACCCUGAGCCACACCAUAAGUGUGCCGACUAUGAGACACUCCUCUACAUUCAAGUCUUUGGAAGAAAUCGUUGGAAAUGUGAAAGGCAAAGUGACUGGUGGUCUGACAACUAAUGGAGACACCUCUGGGUUUGAAAGAAGAUCACGCCACAGCACAUGAGAUGAACCUGUCUAACAUCCCAAAAUGAAUUAUGUUCAUACCUUGUGAAGUUAUGAAAGAAUAUUUUGUUUCUUUGUCAGUGUGAAUUUGUUGUUUUUGACUGUUAACUAAAACAUAAUGACUAUAAUAGAAUGUAUCAAAUGUGUGAGGCUUCAACAAAAUACUAUUUUAAUAUGUAUUCCUCAUUAUGAUUCGUAAAUGUAAUUCUGUAUUUAUUCCAGGAAAGUUAUAUUCAUAAAUCAGUAUUAUUCACUUAAAGUAUUUUUGUAAUUUAACGUUUUUCAAUUAAAAUCAAUAGCAUAUUUUA